ACGGUAGAUAGAAAUUAAAAUUCACCUGAACACACGGCAAACACAAUUCAUACUCAUGAUGCAGUCCCAGGAUGAGAGUUUAGGGGAUGGAGGCUCCACCGUGCUCCCACAGACUGAGAAUACAUCAGAGGAUCCAAGUGUUGGGGCUGAACAGACCAUAGACCAUAGUGCACCCCUUUAUUUGGACCAUGAACAGAUCAGCAAACGCUUUACGGAACUGUUACACCUUUUCGAUAGCUGCGCAAAGAUCAUGGACGGAGAACGGAAUCGUCAGGGCCAUGAUCAUGAUGAGGGGCUCAAGGUUUCGCCGGAAACUGUGACGGACAGCACUAUAAAGGCUGCCACCAGCGAGGUGAGCAUACAAACGUCUUGGUCCCUGCUGGAACAGCAGAAGAAGGACUGCCGAACAGUUGAGGAAGGAUUGUCUGUGUCCGCCAAGGAACCGCCCAGCCAGGUUCAGCAGCAUACCAUCCACAUCGAGGUGGAAAGGGUGCCAUCGGAGACAGAAAUGCAACGGGCGCCACUGCGCCAGAGAUUUGCCAACAUUUUAGUGCAAACCUUGGACGCAAUAAUCGGCUGCAUGUUCAUGGUCGGCGGCAACAUCACCUACUUGAUGCUGCUGAGUGUCCUGUGCAUUUGGUGCUACUAUCGGUGACCAGGGCAAUAAAAUGCACUCUUCUUUUCCUUUUCUAAAA
Molecule: messenger RNA, 695 nt
Organism: Drosophila persimilis
Lineage: Eukaryota; Metazoa; Arthropoda; Insecta; Diptera; Drosophilidae
Exons: 2
Coding region: 56-655 (199 amino acids)
Source: RefSeq, a predicted model, not a curated record